AUGCCUCACGCAACACCGAAGGCCCCGGAGGGCGGGGAAGAUACCGAUUUCGACGAUGUGAUGCGACAACUGAACAACUACGAAGAAAACGCCUCUCUAGAUUUCUUGUCGCGUGAGCUGGAAGUUGGUGAAAAAGCUGACGAUGCAAUCGACUACGAGGAUUUCGACGACGAUGAACUUCCGGAGGAAGAGGAGAUCUCACGCCCAGCCCAAGCUCUGCCUGCAGUGGACGAGAGUCAAGAUCCUUUCGCGAACCUGGGCUCGGACGACGCCGCUCUUUUCGGAAACGGCGACGAUCUAUUUGGUGACCAGGGAGAGGGGACCCAGACCCAGGAUGACAAUCUCGAUGACCUUUUUGGCGAAGGUUCUUUUUCGCCGCCUCCUGCUGGACAGGAUGAUGCUACCCGUGGCCUUUUCGAAGACGAAGAAAUGCCCUUAACAGAUGCCCCCGUUGAACUACCGCCCAUCCCGUCAGCCCCGGCACCGCAGCCAGGGCCACCUAUGAUGGAGGAAGAUGAGUUCCCGGAUGAUGAUAGUAUCUUGUCGGAAGACAUGAACCCUGUCGAACUCCGCGCUUGGAAACUUCAGCAGCAGUUGUUCGCCAUGUCAGGCGUUGAGAACCCACCUGCGCCGCCUGAGAACCACGAGGAACUUUUACAUUCCCUCUUUCCCUCAUUCGAUCGCAACACUCUUCCACGUUGGCUUGAAUUGAUUCCUCACAAGAAGGCCAUCUUCAUCGGAAAACAGCCGGCCAAGCCGCCUAAGCCUGUCUUGCCCACGAAAGUGAAUAUUGAGCUGGCGGCUGAUCAUGAGCGUACAUUCAGAACUGGUCAACCCCUGAAGCGUGGCCUCGAUCAUGAGAGUCUUGGCUUGGUGAUGAUCACACAGUCGGACCGCGAAGAUGAGGGGGAAGACGCGGAGGAGGAUACAAAGGAAGACAUCGAUCUGGAUGACGCGGAUGGAGAUGAAGUGCUGCCUGGUGGCUUCACCAUGCAGGAUCUUCGAACAAUUUGCGCGGACUGGGAUAUUAAAGAUGAUGUCUCCAGCAUUGACCCGGAAGAGAUGCCAUUGGCACAAAGAAAAGAUGGCAACUUGGAUGAGGAUGAAGCAGACUGGCUCAUGGAAACUGAGCUUCCGAAUAAGAAAAGAAAGACGGGCCCGGCUCCGAUGGAUGUCAUUGCUCUAUCACACAUUGAUAUCCCACUAUUGGAUGACCCAGAACAAGCUACAAUGAAAGUCGCAAAAAGAGUCACAAUUGACCUCAAUGAUCCGAACAUUCUUGUCGACGAAUUAAGAGUGGAUGCCGUGUCAAACAAGCCGAAACACGCUGCUCCUCGCACCAGGGAUGAAGUGGACCUGAAUCUGACACGCCGUCUCACCCAGCGUUACAACAUUUCGAAUGAUCAAGCAUACGAUAUGCUCAAACAGAAUCAUCAGAACAAGAUUCGCAGUACUCUUGGGAACGUGACACUCGAGCACGCUCUGCCAGCCUUGCGUUUGCAGUGGCCCUACUACAAGACUGAGUUGGCCAAGGCUGAAGCUAGGUCUUUCCACCGACCUGCUCUGGCCUUCCGGCCUGGGCAAACGCAUUGGUUUAAGACCCCCGAUCAGAAGAGACGCAAACAAUUGCGUGGUAAAGAUGCGAAAACUGUCUAUGAUUCCACAAAGUCAUUGUCCAUGGGAGACAACUCCAAUGUCUUGCUGGUGGAGUACUCCGAGGAGCAGCCUAUGACGCUUGCCAACUUUGGAAUGUGCAACCGUUUCAUCAAUUAUUACCGACGAAAGAACAUCGAUGAUCCCACUCGCCCAAGGGCGGAGAUUGGCGAAACGGUUGUUCUUCUACCCCAGGACAAAAGUCCCUACUCAAUCUUUGGCCAUGUUGACCCUGGCGAAAUUUCCCCCGCAAUCUCAAACUCCAUGUACCGAGCACCACUAUUCCCGCACCAGCCCAAAUCAACGGACUUCCUCGUGAUCCGCAACACCACUGGGGGUUCUGGUAGUGAAUACUACCUACGUAAUAUAGAAAAUUUCUACGUUGCCGGACAGCAAUUCCCAUCGGUUGACAUCCCCGGACCACAUUCACGCAAGGUGACAACUGUCGCCAAGAAUCGCAUGAAGAUGCUAGUGUAUCGUUUAUUGAAGAAGAGCCCGGAUGAGCGACUCGCGAUCAGCGAUGUUACAGCUCAUAUACCAAACACUACGGAUAUGCAGAACCGACAAAAGGUCAAGGAUUUCCUUCAACACGACAAAGACACUAAAUAUUGGAAGCCACUGGAUCCAGUUCUCCCUGACCAAGACACCAUCCGCUCGUGGGUCCAGCCCGAAGAUGUUUGUCUUCUGGAAUCAAUGCAGAUUGGACAGCAGCACCUCCACGACACCGGUUAUGGCAACGACGCGGAGACCGGUGGUGAAAAUGAAGAAGAUGAAGAAUUCGAGAGCUUUGAGCAGCAGAUGGCUCCCUGGAAGGCAACUCGUAACUUUUUGUUGGCCUCCCAAGGCAAGGCUAUGCUGAAACUUCACGGCGAAGGAGAUCCUACUGGCCGUGGCGAGGGCUAUAACUUCAUCAAAACAAGCAUGAAGGGUGGCUUUAAGGCUAUCGGUGAAAGUGUUGAGGAUAAGCUAGACGCGCAGCGACUGAAGGAACUUGGCGGCCACAGCUACAAUGUUGCCCGCCAGCAAAGAUCAUACGAAACAUCCAUUCGUCGGAUUUGGGAUGCUCAAAAAAGCAGCCUGUCCUCCACCAUUGAGCAUUCCGACCAGGAAAGCGACGUGGAUCAAGAAGAGGACUACCGGGAUCAAUUCAACAAACCAACACCCCGAUCCGAAGCACCAACACCUGGGCCAUAUCGUCGUGACGAUGAGACAACAAGUCAGUUCAGCAAAAUGAGUUUCAACAGCCAGCGCGGCAAAGUGUUGCGCAUCACCCGCCAGGUCAAGCUGGACAACGGCGAAAUCGUGGAGCAGGAGCAACACGUUUUCGAUCCCCGAGUAAUCAGGCACUACAUCCAACACCGUCACCACAACGAAGCCAUGCACACAAAGCUGGAAUCUCUCCAGCCUACAGGCGACCCAGAAGUGGAUGCCCGAAACAGGAGGUUGAUCGAGGCCGAGCUUGGCCGUCUCAACCGCAACAAGGAGCGUCGUUUCGCCCGCGAGAAGCAAAAGGGCAUUCCUCGCUCCGGCGAUCCGGACGGCAAGCCUGCUGGUACUCAGCGCAAGUGCGCCAACUGCGGCCAGGUCGGACACAUCAAAACAAACAAGAAGCUCUGUCCACUGCUCAAUGGCACCAUGAAGCCCGAGGAUCGUGUCACGGAUUCGGCCUUCUCGAUGAGCGCGCCGGUUCUGUGA
Molecule: messenger RNA, 3348 nt
Organism: Penicillium griseofulvum
Lineage: Eukaryota; Fungi; Ascomycota; Eurotiomycetes; Eurotiales; Aspergillaceae
Product: DUF3591 domain-containing protein
Exons: 1
Coding region: 1-3348 (1115 amino acids)
Biological process (GO): transcription by RNA polymerase II; RNA polymerase II preinitiation complex assembly
Cellular component (GO): transcription factor TFIID complex
Molecular function (GO): RNA polymerase II general transcription initiation factor binding; TBP-class protein binding; histone acetyltransferase activity
Source: RefSeq, a predicted model, not a curated record